GCCCAGAGCAGUUGUACCAUCUCAUUAUGUUCGUGUGGUCUGAAAUUUAUUUACUUUUCGCUUUGGUCGCACGGGGAUUUUUCGGACCUUUGGCAGAGGUGCAGAAUGGGGACCGAUCGGUAUGCCCAUUGAAUGACCCUCCCAAUCAAUGCGGCGAAUUCUGUCUGACCGCAUUGAAACCACUGAUCGACCACAUAGCAAUGCAUCAGCAGCAAUGGAAUAAUAACUCAGAUGUCCUAAGGCUAAACGAAUCCCUGGAAAAACUAGAUAGUCAGCAUACCGCCCAGAUGUCAGUCCUGCAGGAAGUACUAACAACGGUCAAAAACUCAAAGAUGCCACCCAAUAAAGUAAUACCACCGGGUUUCGAGAAGAUCGGCAAGAGAUACUUCUAUGUCGAAAGGAAUCACCACCAGAACUGGUUCUCUGCCUCGAAAACCUGUGUUCAAAUGGGCGGGCAAUUGGCGGUCAUCCAGGACGAACAGGAGCUACGGGAUCUUAGGGAGCGAAUCACCCACGAUACUAGCUACUGGCUGGACAUCAACGAUCUGGUAAACGAGGGACAUUAUGUUUCAUGGACAACCGGCAAGCGAGCACCGUUUUUAACAUGGCAAUCUGGAGAACCCAACAAUGCAUAUGACAGGGAGCAUUGCGUCGACCUCUACAAAGGCGUUUUUUACGAUGAUAAGUGCGAGACGAGAUACUAUUUUAUUUGCCAAGCCAGUGAAAAUUAAAAAAACGUAAUAUUCGUACAGCCUUUGUAAACAAGCGUUAAUAAAGCAAUUUUAAAAAGC
Molecule: messenger RNA, 791 nt
Organism: Drosophila subpulchrella
Lineage: Eukaryota; Metazoa; Arthropoda; Insecta; Diptera; Drosophilidae
Product: accessory gland protein Acp29AB-like
Exons: 1
Coding region: 27-731 (234 amino acids)
Source: RefSeq, a predicted model, not a curated record